AUGAUUCAAGAAUAAGAACAUACUGUCACCUUAGUUAUAAAUCAAUCUAUAGAGAUGGGUGAAUUUGGAAUAUAAGAAGCCAUAUAACUAUUUGAACUCUUCGGAUUGUCAUAUUAAGAGUUGUUCAAAUAAUAUUUCCCAUUAAAUUAGUUUCCAAAGAAAUAUUAAAUUACAUCUCAAACAUUACCAAACUAUCCUUUUGUAGAUAUAUAAUUGAAGGAUCUGGAUUUAAUACCUAAAGUCUUAAGUCGAUCAAUCUUGAUACAUGAUAUCCUAUACACCAUGAGUAGAGGUAAUACAUUAGAUGAGUUACCAAAUAAUGUAUUACCAUAAGCAAUGUAAUAUAUUUAAAAUCCUAAUCUCUCUUGUAAAUGUGAUAUCAUUACAUCAUAUUUCAAAAUCACCUAAGAGAAGAGAGUCUAAUUAAUUGAAUAAGUAUUUGGAGAGAAGGGAUUUAAUUGUUAAAAUACUAUUAAUUUAACAGAACCAGACAUACUUUAUUAUUUAAUUAUCACUAAAGAUCAGAAAUAUAUUGCUGGUUGUACUUUGACAAAGAAAAAGAAGAGAAGAGAAAAGAAUUUUGCAAGAAAUUAUGAAUUACCUAAUCGAAUAUAUCUAGGUCCAGUGUCUUUGGCUCAUGAUUUAGCUUUCUUAAUGGCAAAUUAAGCUUAAGUGUAAGAAAAUGAUUUAGUAUUUGAUCCCUUUGCAGGAACAGGAAGUUCUUUGGUUGCUUGUUCUCAUUUCGGAGCCAUUUGUUUUGGUUCUGAAAUAGAUGGAUAUGUAAUUUAUAUUAAUUAAUAUAUCAAGUUAAUGAAGGGACAUUGUAUUGGAUAUCUCAAUAAGAAGAGUACAUAUCUAAAAGAUCCAAAUUAUAAAUAAGUCAAACCAUACAUUCAUUUGAACUUUCAUUAAUAUAAUCUUCCUACUCCUAAUUUGAUAUAGGCUGAUGUUCAUUUACCUAAUUUCAAUCCAAGAAUAGAGUCAUUCUUUGAUGCCAUCAUUUGUGAUCCUCCUUAUGGAAUAAGAGCAUCUAUUUAAUAAGAUGGAAAUGAAUAGGAUCUUUAAGCAAAUCGAACUGCAAUUUAUAAAAGAAUGUUUGAAGUGGCUAGAAAAGUAUUAAGAAGAGGAGGAAGACUCGUUUAUCUAUAUCCAUUAUUUAAGGGAAUGGAAAAGAAAGUAGAUAAGGAAGAAGGAUUUGAAUUAAUUGAUUUUCGAGAGUAAAAGAUGGUUGAUAAAAGAAGUAGAUUAUUAGUUACAAUGGAGAAGUUGUGA
Molecule: messenger RNA, 1272 nt
Organism: Paramecium pentaurelia
Lineage: Eukaryota; Ciliophora; Oligohymenophorea; Peniculida; Parameciidae
Source: the annotation of a GenBank genome assembly